Cyprinodon tularosa is the source of this 1153-nucleotide messenger RNA. RefSeq names its product trypsin-like. The record is from RefSeq and is a predicted model, not a curated record. Gene Ontology annotation, molecular function: serine-type endopeptidase activity. The transcript is spliced from 5 exons. The coding region runs from base 148 to 948 and encodes 266 amino acids. NCBI's taxonomy places the organism in Eukaryota, Metazoa, Chordata, Actinopteri, Cyprinodontiformes, Cyprinodontidae. Gene Ontology annotation, biological process: proteolysis.
GAAUAACUUCCACUGUUACCAGAGAAGAAGGAAUAAGCAUCCUGGGCCGACAGAGAGGAGGCUGCUUGUCUGCCUGCAGCGAUUCAGCUAUUUCUAUAUAUAUAUAUACAUAUAUAUGUAUGAUCUCAGGUAACGUCCUUGUCUGCUAUGAUGAAGCUGCUUUUUGGUUUAUGGUCUGUGCUCCUGGAUCUAACCAUGUUCCACAGCCAAGCACUCAUGCAGAACCGCAUUAUAGGUGGCAAUGCAGCGGCACCAAACUCCAUCAGAUACAUGGUAUCGCUGCAGAGCACAAGCGGCCAACACUUCUGUGGGGGAUCACUAGUUCACAGGUACUGGGUUCUGACUGCCGCGCACUGUAACAUCGGGACAGAUCAGAUGAUUAUAGUGGCAGGGGACUACAAAUUAAAUGUCUUCGAGGGUACUGAGCAGUAUGCUAAACCACACAAGCUGAUCCCUCAUCCCCUGUACAACAGCAGCACCAACAACGCAGACAUCAUGCUCAUUAAGUUGCGCGCCCCUAUGGUUCUGAACAAGUUUGUCUCCCUGGCACCUCUCCCCAGACAGGGGACAGGUGUGGUCGAAGGCCACCCGUGUCAGGUGUCAGGAUGGGGCCACAAUGGUGUCGGUGGAGUCCAGGCCCCUGUUACGCUCCAGUCGGUCACAGUCCCCAUUGUGUCAGCCGCAAGAUGCAACAGCAGUGACUCCUUCGAUGGCAACAUCACGGCGAACAUGAUCUGCGCUGGCUCCCACUCUGGAGGAAAAGAUGCAUGCAAGGGCGACUCUGGCGGCCCGCUGGUGUGCAGGGGCCGGGUGUACGACAUGGUGUCAUGGGGAUAUGGCUGCGGCGAUGCCAGGUUCCCCGGUGUGUACACUGCUGUGUCCAGAUUCCGCCGCUGGUUAGACCAAACCAUCUAUGGACCACACCUGCGCUGUUUUGGAUACAGAUGAAGCUCUGAGACUUUCCUGUUACACUAAAAACAGCACAUGGUUUCCUCUGAUAUGUUAUAGUUUUAAUGAAAAGCUCUGUUCACCUGCCUCCUACUCUUGUAAUUCAUCUAAAGAUUUUUUGGACAAUAAAUAAGACAAUUUAGAAAAUAGUAUAUAUGUAUUGUUCUUUAAAAAACAACAACAAAAAAGAAUAUACAGUAGCACA